Penicillium cataractarum is the source of this 1491-nucleotide messenger RNA. RefSeq names its product cytochrome P450. The record is from RefSeq and is a predicted model, not a curated record. The coding region runs from base 1 to 1491 and encodes 496 amino acids. Gene Ontology annotation, molecular function: iron ion binding; oxidoreductase activity, acting on paired donors, with incorporation or reduction of molecular oxygen; monooxygenase activity. Lineage: Eukaryota; Fungi; Ascomycota; Eurotiomycetes; Eurotiales; Aspergillaceae. The transcript has 5 exons.
AUGUACGACUCCGUGGUUGUCCCUGUUAUCGGGGCGAUAUCCCUGAUACUAGGGUUGCUUACAGUCAUUUAUCGACUCUAUGUCCAUCCACUGGCGGGAUUUCCUGGUCCUAAGCUCGCAGCUGCCACGUUUCUCUACGAGUUCUACUAUGAUAUUAUCAGGGGGGCAUGUCCAAUCGUCCGUAUCAAUCCUCGAGAGCUACACAUCAUAGACCCGUCCUACUACGAUAUCAUUCAUGCCGGCGGGUCUCGUAAGCGAGCCAAAGAUCCCAAAUACGCCGUGGCUUUCGGGGCGCCAAACUCGCUCGUUGGGACCAUCGAUCAUGACCACCAUCGUCUUCGUCGCAGCUACCUGAGUAAUUACUUCUCAAAGCGAUCCAUAGCUGGUCUGACACCGUACAUCCAUCAGAAAGUCGAUCAAUUAAUCCACCGCUUCGAGAAUGCCUACAAUCAAUCCACGGUCCUUCACUUACAACUAGAUUUUGCGGCUUUCACCGCAGACGUGAUCACACAUUAUUGCUAUGGCUGGAGCUAUGGAUACCUGGAUGAUCCCAACAGUGCACAAAGCAACGACCUCGUCGACGCAGUUGCAGGGUUGAUGAAAAUGUUCCACAUCAACCGCUUCUUCCCUUUCCUGAUCACCAUCUUCUUGGCCGCGCCGCCAGCAGUCGUUCGCUUGUUACAGCCGCAAAUGGCCAGUCUAUUUGAUGUCAAAGCUAGACUGCGACAACAAGCCGAGGCUACUCUCUUGAAGAAAACGGCCGGAGAUUCUGACUCGUAUUCAAACGAUAAUAUCUUCGAUGCCCUGGUGAGUCCGAGCGUGCCGCCUCAUGAGAAAACGCUGGAUCGGCUGGAGGAUGAGUCUGCAUUGCUCCUUGGAGCGGGCACGGAGACCACUGCAAGGGCUAUUGCGGUGUCGAUGUUUCAUCUAAUGAAUAAUAAAGAGAUGGGACUGAAACUGCGCGAGGAAUUGAAGACUGUGUUGAAGACUCCGCAGUCUAAAGCCUCAUGGACUGACCUUGAGAAGUUGCCAUAUCUGACCGGUGCUGUCAAUGAAGGCCUUCGUCUGAGUCACGGUAUGACCGCUCGUCUAGCUCGGAUCUCGCCCACUGAGCCUAUGGUCUACAAGGACUGGCUCAUUCCGCCUGGAACUCCAGUCAGCCAGUCAAACUAUUUUGUACACAUGGACACCAAUCUAUUCCCCGAGCCGGAAAAAUUCGACCCCGAGCGAUGGGUUCGUGCUUCGGAAGAAGGCGAGUAUCUUAGCCGAUUCAUCGUCGCAUUUACCAAGGGGAGUAGACAGUGUUUGGGAAUCAAUCUUGCCUAUUCGGAGAUUUAUAUGACUCUGGCUCACAUUGUUCGACGUUUUGAAUUUGCUCCAUUUGAGACUGCCGUUGAAGACCUGGCUGUCUACCGAGAACAGGGUGUUGGAUUGCCAAGGCGCGGGUACUUUGGCGUGAAAGCCAUUAUUACGGGUAUUGUAGAGGAAUGA